Megalops cyprinoides (Indo-Pacific tarpon) is the source of this 2340-nucleotide messenger RNA. RefSeq names its product homeobox and leucine zipper encoding b (gene homezb). Gene Ontology annotation, cellular component: nucleus. The transcript is spliced from 5 exons. Gene Ontology annotation, biological process: regulation of transcription by RNA polymerase II. Lineage: Eukaryota; Metazoa; Chordata; Actinopteri; Elopiformes; Megalopidae. Gene Ontology annotation, molecular function: DNA-binding transcription factor activity, RNA polymerase II-specific; DNA binding. Bases 277 to 2253 code for a protein of 658 amino acids. The record is from RefSeq and is a predicted model, not a curated record.
AUGGCGGUCGGCCUGAGCUUUGCGUGAGAGAUUAUUCAUCAGCGGAUCUCAUAUUAAAUGACACGGGCAGUUUAGCGGAGGAGUUCCUGCCACUGCACACUGCCGCCCUCUGGAGGCGAGGGGAAGUACAACAGCGCUGAUCCGAUAUAAUUACCAGCGUGGUCCUGCUGCUGGCCUGUGUGCUUUAAGCUCUUUCCCUGCCUCAAACAGCAGCGUGCAUCAAAUCAAUGCAGAUCUGACUGUCAGUAUCACUCAGCUGUAGUUGUGAAAAAGGUCAUGGAGACCAGCUCCGCCCAGCAACCAGAGCUCACCCCGCCCAGCGAGGAAUGGGAGGAGGCUGUGCGGCGGGGGGGUGACGGGACAGACCAGGAGGAGGUGGAGGAGAGCGCUGAGGAGGAGGAAGGACAGGGAAAGGUAGGAGGAGGAGUUGGGGGAGGGAGAGUUGGGGGUGGAGGCUACGCCUGCCGGAUCUGCGGCUUCCACGCAGGGGACGUGCGAGACCUGAGCCAACACCUGCACACUGUCCAUCCCGUCACCAGCCUGGCCCCACUGAGCGCGUGCGAGAGCGAGGCCACAGCCAAGGAGCCCACAGCAUCGCCCAUGGAGACAGACGGGGGGCGGGCCAGCCGGACGGGGAGCGUCCAGUCAGAGAGGGGGUCUCCUGGUGCCGGCCAGGGGGGCUCCCAGAUCCCCAACGGCAAAGCCCACCUACCCACGGGACGGCCUGCCGAGGACUGCAAGGGCAGUGGGGCGGGGGGCGGCUCCGUGCACAACCGCACCUCGGUGGUGUGUCUCCCCCUGGUGGCGGAGGGGCUGAAGCUGGUGUGGACACGCUCGGACCAGACGGAGGAGCUGGACGAGGUGCCGGAGCUGGUGCAGGCCUUCAAUGCCUUCCCGUACCCCACGCUGCAGGAGGUGGGCGCGCUGUCUCGCCGCUGCGCGCUGCCCGCCGACACCGUCAAGGUGUGGUUCAUGGUGCAGCGCAUCCGCUACGGCAUCAGCUGGGCGUCGGAGGAGAUCGAGGAGACGCGGCGCAAGCUGUGCGGGCUGCAGGAGCGGCAGCCGGAGGACGAGGAGGAGGACGAAGAGGAGGACGAGGACAGCGAGGACGACGUGUGCGCGUACAGGGCGGAGUCCUGGGGAAGUGGGCCCCGGCGCUGCGACCGCGACGGCGGCCUGUUCCGCCGUCACCGCCCUCUGGCCCCGCCCCGCUGCCCGUUCGGCCGCCGCCCCACGGGGAGCCGGCGCAGACUGGACGCCGCCCCCAGCCCACUGUUUGUGAUGGCGCCCCCUGGCUGGCGGGGCAGCGCGCGCAGCAGGAAGUCGAAGGCGCAGCUGCGGGCGCUGAGGCACAGCUUCCUGCGGGACAGCUGGCUGUCAGAGGCGGAGCUGCGGCGGCUGCAGGCGGAGACCGGCCUCACCCGCGCCGAGGUGCGCAAGUGGUUCAGUGACAGCCGCUACCAGCUGCGCAACAACGGCCAGCGCCCGCCUUGCGAAGGCCACGCCCCUGCGGGAGGCCACGCCCCUGCGGGAGGCCACGCCCCUGCAGGAGGCCAUGCCCCCGCUGGCCCCGAGGACACCCGCUUCGCUGAGGAGAAGGGCGCGGCUGGCAGGAGGCCCAGGGAGAGGCUGGGCCGGGCGAUGAAGGAGGAGGAGGAGGAGGAGGAGACCGCCCCAGGCGAGAGGGAUGCUCCGCUCGGCGACCCGGCCAGCAGCACGCCCUCCCCGCCGCUGGGCUCCACCCUGCUCACGAGCACGGGCCGCAUGCGCAAGACCAAGGAGCAGCUGGCGGUGCUGAAGCAGUUCUUCCUGCGCUGCCAGUGGCCGAGCAGCGAGGACUACACGCGGCUGGUGGGCUGGACCGGCCUGCCCCGCGCCGACGUCAUCCAGUGGUUCGGCGACGCGCGUUACCGCGUGAAGAACGGGAACCUGCGCUGGGUGCGCGACGAGAAGGAGCACCAGCAGAUCGUGGCGGAGAUCUCGGGGCCCGGCCGGGGCCGGCGCAGGCUGCAGGAGAACGGGGCCGACGCCGCCGAGUCGGGGGCGGAGAAGGGGCGGAGCGGGGGAGGCGCUGGGAAUUCUGGGACGGACAUCCGGCCGCUGGAGAUGUACUGGCGGCACACGGGGGCGCUGCAGGAAAAGGACCUGGACGCCCUGUGCAGGAAGGCCGGGAUGACCCCUCAGCAGGUGCGCGACUGGUUUACCUUCCAGGAGAGCGGGAUGGCGGAGGUGGAGGUCAAUAUCAGUGACUGAGAGCACUGGGGCUCUGUGCUCCUGCAUCAGAGACUGAGAGCACAGGGGCCCUAUUCUUGGGUGGGGGUCAACCUGUAGAAAUCUAUC